ACAAACACAACGAUCGUCCGUUUUAUUGGUUUUGUUAUCACAAUUUAUACAUACAAACACAACGCAUAACCAUUAUCGUGGAAACGAGCUUGUCCGAAUCAUAAAGCAAUAACGCAAACAAACGGCUGAUAAAGGACGGCACUUCAUCCGCGACCGAUCACAGUUGGUGGCCAGUUGUGAACCGAGUAGGCAACGAAAUUAAUAGGCGCUCCUCAAUCUUAUCGCACACGAUGGCAAGCAAGGAGGAUAAUCUGACUGCGGUCCUGUACGGCAUCGAAGAUCUUCGGCUCGAGCAACGACCAAUUCCAGUGCCCAAAGAUGAUGAGGUUCUGUUAGCGAUGGACAGCGUCGGUAUCUGUGGCUCCGAUGUACACUAUCUCGUGGCCGGCCGGAUUGGGGAUUUUAUCGUGAAGAAACCGAUGGUAAUCGGUCACGAAGCAGCCGGUAUUGUGACCAAGCUGGGGGCAAACGUGAAAUCCCUGAAAGUGGGAGAUCGAGUAGCGAUUGAGCCGGGUUAUGGGUGUCGCGUGUGCGAUUACUGUAAGGGUGGUUCGUACAAUCUGUGCCCGGAUAUGAUCUUCUGUGCCACUCCACCGUAUGACGGUAACCUCACGCGUUAUUACACCCAUCCGGCAGACUUUUGUUUCAAGCUACCGGACCAUGUUACGAUGGAGGAGGGUGCUCUGCUCGAGCCGCUAUCCGUCGGUGUGCACGCGUGCCGUCGAGCGGGAGUUGAGCUGGGAUCGCAGGUGUUGGUGCUUGGUGCGGGACCCAUCGGACUGGUCACACUGAUAGUGGCCAAAUCGAUGGGUGCCAGCAAGGUGCUCGUUACGGAUUUGCUGCAAAAUCGACUCGAUGUUGCCAAAGAGCUGGGGGCUGACGAAACGCUGCUCAUUUCCAAAACUGCCAUCGAGGCGGAGCUGGUUAAGCAAAUUCACGAGCUGAUGGGAUGUGCGCCCGACAAAACUAUCGAUUGCAGUGGAGCGGAAGCAACGACAAGACUGUCGAUUUUGGUCACACGUUCCGGUGGAUGUGCUGUGCUGGUCGGUAUGGGUCCGCCGGAGGUCAAAGUGCCGCUGAUCAAUGCACUAGCACGUGAGGUCGAUAUACGUGGUGUGUUCCGGUACUGCAACGACUAUUCUGCCGCAUUAAGCUUAGUGGCCAGCGGGAAAAUCAACGUAAAAUGCCUCAUUACCCAUCACUUCAACAUCGAAGAAACGGCCGACGCUUUCAACACCGCGAGGCAUGGGCUCGGUGGAGCGAUUAAGGUGAUGAUUCACGUGCAACCGAAAGACAAAAACAAUCCAAAGUAAAUGUAAAAUAUGCUCCGCACAUCAUAAUGUGCUGAAGAAGAUCGGAAAUCAAUAAAAUGCCGGUGCUUA
Molecule: messenger RNA, 1382 nt
Organism: Anopheles aquasalis
Lineage: Eukaryota; Metazoa; Arthropoda; Insecta; Diptera; Culicidae
Product: sorbitol dehydrogenase-like
Biological process (GO): D-sorbitol catabolic process
Molecular function (GO): L-iditol 2-dehydrogenase (NAD+) activity; zinc ion binding
Source: RefSeq, a predicted model, not a curated record